AUGGUGCUGCUGCUGGUCAUCCUCAUCCCGGUGCUGGUCAGCUCGGCCGGCACCUCGGCGCACUACGAGAUGCUGGGCACCUGCCGCAUGGUCUGCGACCCCUACGGCGGCACCAAGGCGCCCAGCACGGCGGCCACGCCCGACCGCGGCCUCAUGCAGUCCCUGCCCACCUUCAUCCAGGGGCCCAAGGGGGAGGCCGGCCGGCCGGGCAAAGCGGGGCCCCGCGGCCCCCCGGGGGAGCCGGGGCCGCCCGGCCCGGUGGGGCCGCCGGGUGAGAAGGGCGAGCCGGGGCGGCAGGGCCUGCCGGGCCCCCCCGGGGCGCCGGGGCUGAACGCGGCGGGGGCCAUCAGCGCCGCCACCUACAGCACCGUCCCCAAGAUCGCCUUCUACGCCGGCCUCAAGCGGCAGCACGAGGGCUACGAGGUGCUCAAGUUCGACGACGUGGUCACCAACCUGGGCAACCACUACGACCCCACCACCGGCAAGUUCACCUGCUCCAUCCCCGGCAUCUACUUCUUCACCUACCAUGUGCUCAUGCGGGGCGGCGACGGCACCAGCAUGUGGGCCGACCUCUGCAAGAACAACCAGGUUCGAGCUAGUGCGAUUGCUCAGGAUGCUGAUCAGAACUACGACUAUGCCAGUAACAGCGUGGUUCUUCAUUUGGAGCCAGGAGACGAAGUUUACAUUAAAUUAGAUGGAGGAAAAGCACAUGGAGGGAACAACAACAAAUACAGCACAUUUUCUGGAUUUAUUAUUUAUGCCGACUGA
Molecule: messenger RNA, 768 nt
Organism: Gymnogyps californianus (California condor)
Lineage: Eukaryota; Metazoa; Chordata; Aves; Accipitriformes; Cathartidae
Gene: C1QL3
Product: complement C1q like 3
Exons: 2
Coding region: 1-768 (255 amino acids)
Molecular function (GO): protein binding
Source: RefSeq, a predicted model, not a curated record